UGGAGAUACCUGCGGCUACUGCACUCAGCUAGCAGCUUCACCCAUCACUCAUCCUGCCCAGGAAUGACGAGAUGAACGACAUCCAAAAUGACUUUAUUUUGUUUCUCACUUGACGCGGGGUUUUAUUUGAGGGAAAUCAUGGGGCUCGUCAUUUGGUUUUAGCGUUUUUAACUGUUGUAGCGUUUUGCCGAGUCCAUUUUGCGUCUAAGUGGAAGUGGUUCAGACAAAGAGAAAGGAGCUUUCCCAUAGCUAGAAUGGUUCGGGCCUAAAAAGAAGACAAGAGCAACAUGAACCGUGAGGACCGGAAUGUGCUCCGAAUGAAAGAACGUGAAAGGAGAAAUCAAGAAAUCCAGCAGGGCGGAGGAGAGGCGUUUCCAGCUAACUCCCCUCUUUUUCCUGAGCCGUACAAAGUGUCCAGCAAAGAGGACAAACUCUCGAGCCGUAUCCAGAGCAUGCUUGGAAACUACGACGAGAUGAAAGAACCCAUCGGCGCAGACACUCUCCCCAAACUCUCCAAAUCCUCCAACAACAACACCUCCUCUUCUUCCGAGGACAAAUCCGGGUCGGGCCUUUACGGAUCGGAUCAACGCAGUGGCGGGACAGGUGGCAGCGGACAGAGCAAAUGGACUCCGGUUGUUUCCACAGGGGUUGGCUCUUCUACCCAAUCCCAAAAACGCUCAGGACUGCAAAGCGGGCACAGCAGCCAACGGGGCGGUAACGGUAGUAGUAGCAGUAGUAGUAGUAGUAGCCAAAGACACGGUGCGGAGGUGCGAGACAAGAAGUCGAGCAAGCAUAGCAGCGCUUCUGAACAUUUGAAAUCACACACGUCGAGUCCCGCCAAAGGGAACUUAAGCUCAUCGAGUAGGAGCUCAUUGUCCACAGAGCAACAUCACAGCAAAGACCGCUACAGGCCCAAGUCUCCACGGGACAGAGAGGCCAGCUGGGACUCCCCCUCCAGGGUCCACACGUUCCCCAGCGGGCAGCACUCGAGCCAGGCCUUCCCCCCUUCACUCAUGUCCAAGCCGCCAGGCUCCAUGCAGCAGAAGCCCACAGCGUAUGUCAGGCCCAUGGACGGACAGGAGACCACUGAGGCCAAGAGCUCCCAGUCCGAGAGCUACACGGCCCCCUCCCACAGCAGCACUGUUGGGGAGAUGAAGUCCAACGGGAAGGCCUCACUCUCCAAACUCAAGAUCCCAUCACAGCCCAUGGAGGUACGGGGCUCCAGUGACCCCAAUUGUGUGGAUGAGAUUCUGAAGGAAAUGACUCAAUCGUGGCCUCCUCCAUUGACAGCAAUCCACACGCCCUGCAAAACUGAGCCUUCAAAGUUCCCUUUCCCCACUAAGGACUCUCAUCCAUUCCCUAGCGGUCACAAACGUUCCUCCAAAAGCUCAAGCAGCCAUCAGUCCAAAGCUUGUGAAGACCAACCAACGCCGUUGGAAGAGGACCUUAAACUUAGCAGCAGUGAGGACAGCGACGUGGAAGAGUCUGGGAAAAAUGCCUCAAGAAACACAUCAGCAAGUAAUAACAGUGAAGUAGCGGAGCAGUUGAGGGACGACUCGAGCAGUCACAGUGGGUCCGAGAGCAGCUCUGGUUCAGACAGUGAGAGCGAGAGCAGCAGCAGCGACAGUGAAGCCAACGAGCAACCGCGGCCCGCAUCACCCGAGCCUGAACAACAAGGAGCGAACAAGUGGCAGCUGGACAACUGGUUCAAGAAAACCAAGCAGUGCUCUCCCGCAUCCCCUGUCGACAAUAAUAAUGCUCCCACUAAAUGCAAGAAGGAGGGACGGGACAAUAGCUCGGGACGGGGGUACAGCAGCCAGGGUGGAGGUUCCAAAGACUCAUCCACACCAACGCCGAGCAGGGAGUCCCGGGCGCCACAGAAAGGAGCGGAGGGAGGCAGAGGGAGGCAGAAGUCACCAGCUCAGAGCGAAGGUGUAACAAACAGUCGAAAAGUUACGGGAAAGAAACAACCCAAAAAGUCUGAAAAGCUCCCUGUGGUAGAAGAGCCCAAAGGAGGGUUAAGAGUUGAGAGUGAACCCGCUCCGGAGGUCCCUCAACGGCCCAAAGCGGCAACUAAAGGGUCUCGAAAACCAAGCCUCAAAAAGGAGCUGAAAGCGUCGCCUCGGCCGACCGCAAUAAGCACAGCGGACAAAAAACCCAAACCUAAAGCGCCGGUGAAAAAGCCACGGAAAACGGACUCGUCGUCGUCAGACUCGGAGGAAAAUGAGAGCAUCCCGUCGUCAUCGCAAACGCCCAAAUACACGGAAAGUAUCAGAACUCCAGUCUGUGUGUUCUCCCCGAUGGAGGACAAGGAGCUGCUGUCGCCCCUUAGUGACCCGGAAGAACGCUACCCAUCCAGGACGUCCCAGCAGCAAGUCCUGUUAGUCAAGAUAGACUUGAGUUUGCUAUCGCGGAUCCCAGGACGACCGUACAAAGAGCCUGCGGACAUCAAAGUAGAGAGAGACGAUUGUUUAGAACGAGACACUAAAGACACCAGCCGGCACAACUCCGAGAAGAGCUCCAGCAAAGGGAAAAGGAAACACAAGACGGAUGAAGACGGCACUAAACCAGUCAGUAAAAGGCGAAAACCUGAUGACAAACCCGCAUCUCACCACAAGAGCAAUAGUGAAGACUCCCGGAGGUCUCUGGAAAAAAAGGAGGAGGCAGUCCCGUCCCCGUCUCUGCCCGGGCCGCAGCGGACGCCCAAAGCCGAGCAGCCGAGUCGAAAGAGGACCGCCAGUCAGUCCUCUACGUCCCUCUCCAGCGGCACGGGCAGCGGCAAAGAGGGCAGCCAUGGCAAUAAGACGAGCUCCGCCUCCAAACACCACAAAGGAGAGGUCAAAGGGCGCAGCACGCGGGACGGCAAGGACAAAUCCUCCAAAGGCAGCAGCGAUAACCAGCUGGCCGUGCCCCCCCUCUCCUCAGACGGCUCCAAAAACCAACGCUCCAAGCUCGUGUUCGAAGACAGGGUCCAUUCUGCUGAUCACUACUUACAGGAAGCCAAGAAACUCAAACAUAACGCAGAUGCACUGCUGGACCGGUUUGAAAAGGCGGUGUAUUACUUGGACGCAGUGGUGUCUUUUAUUGAAUGUGGAAACGCAUUGGAGAAAAGUGCACAAGAGGCCAAAUCCCCGUUCCCCAUGUACGCAGAGACGGUGGAGCUGAUCAAAUAUACUAUGAAGUUAAAAAGCUACAUGGCCCCAGACGCGACUUCGGCCGACAAGAGGCUAGCUGUGCUUUGCCUCAGAUGCCAGUCCCUUCUGUACCUCCGGUUAUUCAAACUGAGAAAAGACAGUGCGCUCAAAUACUCCAAAACACUCACAGAACAUCUAAAGAACUCACUGAGUAACACCCAGGCACCCUCUCCUGGAAUGGGGAAUAAAGCGGGCAUGCCCUCCCCCGUCUCCCCUAAACUGUCCCCCGGCAGCACGGCCAGCGGGUACUCGUCCGUGAGCAGCAGCAGCAGCGGCAGUUCCUCCGUCACCAUUCCCCAAAGGAUCCACCAGAUGGCAGCGAGCUACGUCCAGGUCACGUCCAACUUCCUGUACGCCACUGAGGUUUGGGACCAGGCCGAACAACUGUCCAAGGAGCAGAAAGACUUCUUCUUUGAACUGGACAAAGUGAUGGGUCCUCUGAUCUUCAACACCAGCAGCAUGACCGAACUGGUGCGCUACACGCGACAGGGGCUGCACUGGCUACGGCUCGACGCCAAACUCAUUCCCUAAAAAAAAAAAAAACUGGACUUUACGCUGCGUCGUCCGAUCACCACCCACCACCUCCACCAACUCCUCCACCUAUCAGUCCGCCGCACAACCAAGCACCAUAUCUCACGCACUAACAGUGAUACAGUUAAACCCAACGUGUUCAUACCCAGGCUGAGAUUAGCACUUUGUUCUGCUAAGAAAUGACAACAAAUUCAACUAUUUUAAUGUAUGAAUUGCCUGAAAUGUCCUACAGUUUGGCAUUAAACUCGUAUCUACUCCAUUUAUUCAAUCACAGAAUGUUCUUACCGUGAGCUGCUUGUCUCUCGUUUAAUGCCAGUCUGUGGUUUAUUCCAGGCAACGCAUAAACAUCUCCAUGGAGACGAGUACACGAGUACACGAUGCGUAUUUAUUUAUCUCAAAGACUUGCGCAAAAUCAGUAAUAUAUUUUCAGCGAUUAUGCUUUUUUUUUUGUAAUUUUUUGUUUCAGAGUGGUAAAAAGCAGAUCGUUGCCAUAGCAGUUAACAAUUUUAAAUUAAAUGUUCUAUUUUCUGAACGGUCUGAAGUCCUCAAAAUGGCGCUUAUAGAAGAAAACUGAAACCUAUGAAUAUAUAUAACUAAUUUCUUUCUGUUUUCUACUUUUUUUUUUUUACAUAAAUCAGUGGUUUCUUGAUGAUAUUUUGAUGAUUUUUAUAUAUUCUGAUUAUGUUAUUUGGUUUUUUUUUAUAGCCUGGGUAUGAAAAUAUUUGGUUUUAACUUAAUCUCACGGACAGAAACAUAAAAUUGAGUACUGUAGACAUCUUCUGGGGUCUUUCUCCAAAAACAUAUCUCCAGCACUGUGUCAUUUCGCUUCACCAGCUUUGCCAAAACUGAGCAACUUUUGGAUUAUUUUCCUCACACCUUCUAGCACCACACAGGGAGACUUUGAAUAUCUGACCUCAGCCCAUGCUACAUCUGUCUGGUAUUAAGACAUCGACGAAAAAAAAUUGGAAAUUAUUUAUUACGAGAACACUAAAAAUAGCGCUUUUUUUUUUUUUUUGGCUUUUAACUUUUUUUUUUUUUCACCAAAGUACCUCCCACGAACGCCAAAGGUGCUUUAAAUGAAGGUUUCUCUUAUCAUUUCUGUGCCUUCUUACAGGAAAACCAAUCUUCAAACUGCUAUUUUAUUUAAUAUUUCUUUGCUCUUUUUCCCUAUUAAAUCCUAACAGUCAACGAAAAACGGGCGACGAUUAUGUUUUACCGUGCGGUUUAACGUUAUCGACCCAGUCUUAAAGUUUUAUUAUUAUAUUUUAAAUUCCUUUUAGCAUUUUUUAAACCUUAGGAAUGGCUAACAUGCACAUACAUAUUUAUCAAAUCUUUAUUGAAUUUAAACAGAUCAUGAAUUAGUUUAUAGAUUAUGAGCUUUUUAACCACUAAAAGUUAUUGUCUUGUGUUAGAUUGUUUUCAAUGGGGUGUAAGACCCAACUGGGCCUGUAGGGGGAGCUAGUCACAGCUUUUAAUCUGUUGAAAUUAAUAAAAUAACCUCACAAAUUUGAAACCCUGGUGUUUCAACGUCCUAUUACAAAAAACACGUAUAAAUUAGCAUUGUUAUUUGAGCGUGAGCCACUUCCCUUUAGCGCUUUUUCAUCUUUUGUUCGUUUUUCCGUGGUAUAUUUUUCUAAGAAACAGCAGGAGAGAACUAAGUAUUGUCGUCCGAUGCAGUUAUUUACAUUAUAAAGUUUUUACUGGGACUUGGCUAAUACGGGGAAGCAAAAAUACCAAUAAUGAAACCUAUAAUCUGUUUGUUUUUUCGAAUUUAUUUAAACGUAUUGCUUUUAUUACGCGCAAAUUAGAUUAACUUAUGAUUUUUUCACAAUAAAACAAAACAAACUCUCAUUACGAAACACUUUUAUACAUUUAUUUUAUCUUUAAAACGCAAACACUUCCAUCCAAAGUGUCUUCUGUGAACGAACGCAGCGAGCGCCUGAGAAAUAACGUCGUUAAAGCUUCUAUUUAAUUAUAAUUGACAUUACCACUCGCUUAAAGACUUGACGUUCACUCAUUUAUAAAAAAAUAUUGUCGACAAAAUUACGAAAUCAUCUUUUAUUUGUCCGAGUUUGAGUUUUCCUCUACUGGCUCCCGGCCUUUACUGUGGGAGGGGAUACUGUUAUAUGCCCUCUUUAACCCAAAAAAAGAGGUAUUAUUUUAAUCUAUGCAGGAUUUUUUACAAAGAUCUGUUUUUUGUUUCCGUGAGAAGCCUGUUUAAACUGUCCAAUGCCUUUAGCUUUUGCAACUUUGUGUACUGGUUUAGUAUAUAGUAAAUAUGUAUAUAGUUUUAUAACCAAACGGAAAUGGCCAAAUCGAGCCUUUUUCGACUUUAAGCUGGAGGCCACUUUCUCAUCGAUCGCUCAGUCACUGUCUUCAUACACUGGUACACUUUGUAAUUACAGCCUACACUAUCUAAUACUCAAAUGUACAAAUCUAGCAUUAGUAUUUUAACAUUUUGCGACGUACUUAUUUAUUUUUGCCCCCCUUUUUUUUCUUUUUUUUUUUUUGCGUCAUGAUUUUUCAGAAUGGCCUUUUUCCAGGUGGUUCAGUGGUUCUCAAACUCGUCAAGUAUUUCGUCCGUUGUACCCUUUAGCAAAGCACCAAAGCUUAGGCCUUAAAUGUUAUAGUUCAUAUUGAAUGGUAGUGAUUAUAUUCUGCUGUAUUGGCCUUUUUGGCUGUUUUAAAUAUGUACUAUAGCCGAUUAUAGUAAAAUAAUUAGGCCCAGAGAUACAGAAAAAUACAAACUGCAUGACAAUUAAUGUGAAUAUUGUGGAAAGACUAGAAAAAAGAUUAUUAUUUUACUUUUUUAUUUUAUUUUAUUAGUUAAAAUGAUCACAUACAGACACGUAAACUUGGGUGCGUUUAAAUUCAGUUCAUCACAGCUCAAUAUUUAACACAAAUCUUACAUAUUUUUAGCGAUUUCCCUCUGAAUUUUAACCACUCCUUAACACGUUCUUAUCUUCCCACAUUAUUCAUCGACCGCUGCCUUUAUUUUCGUAAACUAUUUGACCCUUAAGACGUCUCAAAGACUGAAUCCCUAAGUGUAUUCGGCGUACCAUGAGCUGUACUUGCCCCGCGUUUUGAGAACCACUGCGAGUUUCACCGUUUUUUAAGAAAUUGUAAAUGUUUCGGGGGCUGAUGAUCACGAUGAGAUUUCUUUGUAAAGUAGUUAUUAAUAUUAACUUGUUUGAAUCCAGGGUAAGUUUUUUGACAUUCAGUAGAAGGAGCUUAACACUUGUGCAUGUUUCUAUUUAAAAAACCAUGUAUAAAAUGUAAAUAUAUAACAUUUUCUUUAAGGGCGAUUUCUACAGGUGAUCUUUUUAUUAAAUCGACAAAGCUGUAAAUACAUUUUGUGAGAUACUUUAUGCACAUUUCCCCUUUUUUCUGGGCCUUUGCGUUUCUUCUUUCAAUCGUUACAGACACCGCGGUUUGUCUGCUAACUGUAUAUCGAUUCAUUUUUAGUCUCUCGUGCUCGUACGUUUUCGUCUUUUCCGCGCUCUCCCUCAGUAUCACCGUCAGCUCAUAACCGACGUCUCUAGAUGCAACAAGUGCAAAUAUUUUCUUCUCUGUAUUUGAUAUGGAGCUGUUCAUGAAAUGUAUAUUGUUAAUCAUCACGGGGAUGUAAUGUAUUGCGUCAAAGAGAAGUUGUAUUUUACAGUUGUCCCUUUUUGAACAAUUGGUCCAAGAUGUUUUUUGGAGCAGAAGUAUUUCUCUACAUGUGGAAAAAGCUGUAGCAUUUGUACUCCGGGCCAGCAGCAUACACUAUCAUGUACAUUAGUUGUCUGAAAUUGGAUUAGUGUUACGAGAUCUGAACAUAGAGAGAUGCUAUUCUAUCAAAUGGAUGCAAUAUGAGACUAAAGGUACUCAAACUUAGGUGAUGUAAUUUAAAGCAUUCUUGUGAAGUGAGUAUUAUGUGACUAAUGAGAGUCUGUCCUGAAUAUUCUUUGUAUUUUGCCGUAUUGAGAAUAAAAUAUAUAUGGAUUA
Messenger RNA from Periophthalmus magnuspinnatus, 7712 nucleotides. RefSeq names its product AF4/FMR2 family, member 4 (gene aff4). Gene Ontology annotation, cellular component: nucleus; super elongation complex. Gene Ontology annotation, biological process: regulation of gene expression. NCBI's taxonomy places the organism in Eukaryota, Metazoa, Chordata, Actinopteri, Gobiiformes, Gobiidae. The record is from RefSeq and is a predicted model, not a curated record. Bases 288 to 3725 code for a protein of 1145 amino acids. The transcript has 23 exons.